Messenger RNA from Amoebophrya sp. A120, 2017 nucleotides. Lineage: Eukaryota; Dinophyceae; Syndiniales; Amoebophryaceae. The record is from the annotation of a GenBank genome assembly.
AGGCCUCUGAUUUUUAAAAAAAUACCACCCAAGAACUCCAACCGAAUUCCCCGUCUAUCAACUUUUUCUUGUGAUUUUUGGAAACCCUUACACGCAACCGGUGCCCUGCUAAAGACCAUCCAAGUUUUGAAUCCCUUUGUAGUUGUAGGCAAUUGUCAACUAGCGAGUCUUUUUGAAUUAUCACUUCCAGAGGUGUAUUUAUUUACAACAUCGGUAGAAGGUAGACCACGUCCAAAGAGUUCUACAUACAUACACAAGGAAGUAGUCAACGCGGAAACAAAAUCAUGAUGUCGUCUCUCCGUCGUACCAUUGUGGCGUUUUCUGUCGCCUUCGUUCGUCCUACUACCAUGCUCGACGGUGUGAACGGCCUGCGAGUGUUCCCGAAUACUUACGGGGCCCCCGAUAUUUUUAUGCCCGUAUCCGAGUUCGCGCCGAGCACGAGCAUGGACCAGCAGCGGCGUGCGGUGGGGAGCGCGGCGUCGACGCCUGCCUCGGCGCGCCGGUCGCUAUCGGAUGCAAAUUAGUGUGUCUCCGUCUGGAUUUGGAACACGAAUAGUGGAGGAAACUUCUGAGUUGAUGAUCCUAUGUGUCAUCUUUCUUGGUACUGACAUGAAACAAGCAACACACGAGAGAAGAAAAAACCGGGGGCAUUUAUUUAUUGCAGCGGAAGAUGAUCCUGAACGAUACCGAGAGUGAAACCCAGCAGUGGCAUCUCUACUUCGGGUUCUUGCAUGUCUUUACCAUUCUGCAUGAAAAUCGACCGGACGACGCUCUUUGAAAGCAUUUUCAAUAUGCAUGUUGAUAAAUAUGAAUAUCACUGUCACGUUAGGCAGUGGAACAGCAAGAAGGCGACACAGGAAGAUUUGCAAAUCCACAAAGGCAGGCGACGACGCAGGAACACGAACAGGAGCCAAAUUCUUGCCGAUUUGGUCGAUUGGCAGGCUGUGUGAAUUUUCUUUUUCGUAGAGGCCCCAGACACGACACAGCAGCUGCAUCGCAAGCUUCUCGAACCGGAACUGCUUCUGCGGGGCCCCGGGCUUUUGGACCCGCAGCUGGCUCUGUGGUGUCGGACUCGACAAACAUAGGCCGGCAGCCUCGCGAGCAGCCCGUGGGAAACCAAUAUGCAUUGCAAACAGGUCGCUGGGCUCUGGAAGAGCAGUAGUAUAAUUCUGAAAACGACCCAUGUGCACCCUUCCUGCGCGCGUGCGCGAACUCUGUAUUACAGGGCGGAGGAGAUUCGUGAACCCUGCAAAAGGCAUUGAUAAAUGCAUGCUGCGAUGAAUGAAGCAGAGCCCGAUUUUCAAUAGUGCUCCUGCUUUCUGAUGCGAAUUAGAAAGGGCGUUUUGUCAUUUUUGAUAGCUUCGUGUGCGUACUGUGGUCAGUUUAUCUACUCUUAUGUACAACUAUUCUGUUUCUUUCACCAUUACAACUUCAACUUUGUUCCAGACCCAGAUCGAUGAUUGCACUGGAUAGAAGCGAAACAGCAGGCCACGCUGCUGCUGUCGGGGUUACAACUGAGAAGAAGAACAACAAGAAGAAGAACAAGAAGGGAAGAAGGCAAGAAAAAGGUACGGGUACUAUGGCCGAUGUUUACUAUGCUUUGGAACGGCAGGAACGGUACGAGGAGCAGCUUGCACAGCUGCAGCGUGCACGUGCGGAGUCCGCGCCGGCUGGAGAUGCGAGCCUAAGCCAGGGGGAAGACACCGAAGUCCAAGGCGGCAUUCAACAGCAAAGCCGAAAACAUGUCAUCUCUAGGCGCAGCACCAUUCAGCGUCAGCGAAGCCGAAGCGUAUGACUAGAAAGGUCAUCGAUCAUCUUCUACGGCGGGGGGCAAAACGCACAGGGUUCUAUUUGCUGACUUUGCAAUACAAAUUUUUGUCGAGUGCCCCACCUCUAAGAUGACUGCUUUAUUUUGUCCACAGGUCGACAGGGGUCAAAGUCGAAUCGUUUGAACAUACUUGCUACACGCAAUUUACACGCUGGCGCAAAUUUUGUGUAUGUUCGAACUUUCCGCGCG